Messenger RNA from Tricharina praecox, 1803 nucleotides. RefSeq lists its product as uncharacterized. The transcript is spliced from 3 exons. Bases 347 to 1489 code for a protein of 380 amino acids. The record is from RefSeq and is a predicted model, not a curated record. NCBI's taxonomy places the organism in Eukaryota, Fungi, Ascomycota, Pezizomycetes, Pezizales, Pyronemataceae.
CCCGCCCCCCUCCCCCCACCAGGCCCUUAGCAGUGUAGCGUUUUGGUUUUGCUUGCGUAGUGACGAGUGGUCAUACCUUCGGUAGAUAGAAAGAUAAAAAGUCCCCCCCUUCCCCCAAGGGCCAGACCGGACUUAGCUGUUGGACUCUACAUACCGCCUAGAUAAACAUUACAAGGACCACACCAGAGAAUAAUCACAUAAACAUCCUCUUCCCCUCUCCUCUCUCCGUCCUCUUCAUCCUCAUCGACCUUGACCAGACUUCCCCAAUCCAACAAUCCAAUCCAAUCCAAUCCAAUCCAGACUCCUCGACAUCUCCUCGACAUCUACCAUAUCAACCAUCGUCGAUAUGAAUACCUCCGAUUUCCGAACGUCUCAGGGCGAGUUUGACUUCGCCGGUGGCGGGGUCAACAGUUCCAGCAUGCUUCACGCCCUCGCCCUCGCCCUCGGCGGAGGCCUCAUCUACCUUUCCCUCAAGAACAAGCGAUUCGCAAACCUUCCAUCUCCCGGCGAUGUCAUCAUAGAGGAGCAGAGACCCGAACCGGAGAAGCAACCCCUCGAACCCUUGUCAAACUUCAAUUAUGCAGCUACCCCGCCGAUCAGGUUUCGCCCCUACAAGCCAAAGUUCCACCUCACGAUGGCCAUCCAGUCCAUGUCCCCCAACGACCUGAUCCUGCUCGACAACUCGUACCGAAGACGCCUCGCGUACCGGCGCCACCUCCUCGUGUCUAACCCGUCCGAGACAUACGGCCACCUGCCCAAUGCCUCAUACGCCGUGUCCGAGUUCUACACCUACAUCUUCGACUCGCACCUACCGACGCGGUUCCCAUGCCAGUUCUCCAAGUCGCCAUCUGGCACGCUGGUGCAGAACCACACGACGAGCAACACGUACCCGAUCAUCCCGCAGUCGGCGCCGAACGCGCUGCGGGCGCUCGGCGAGAACCUCGACGAGGACUUUGUGUUUCUGCUGCCAUCCGACGACGGCAGCUGGGCGGUCAGCGCGUUCGUCGUGUGCUUCCCCAACGGCUUCGGCCUGGGCGAGAAGCUGGGCUGGAAGAUUGGCGAUGUGCACGCGCCCGUGCCGGAGUUCAAGGCGAAGCUCGGCAAGAGCCUCGAGCGCUUCCUGGCAAAGCUACGCCCUGGCGUCGAGAACGGCGUGCAGCGCGUCAACUGGGGGAUUGCAGCUACAGAUGAGCUGUUUACCCCCGCUGGCACUCACGUCUACGACGGCGAGGUCGUGGGCGACGACAUGAAUAUCCGUGCGGAGGAGUGCGUGCUCAGGGUUGAGCGCCAGACGCUCUGGAAGCUCCCCGGCACGGGCGCGGUCGUCUUCGGCAUCAAGACGUACACCACGCCGCUCUCGGAGAUCAAGGCUGAGGACGGCGAGGCGGAGCGCUUGGCACAGGCUGUCGAGGGACUGGGAGACGAUAUGGGACGAUACAAGGCACGGGGCGUCUGGGGAAAGACGGUUCUGGAUUACCUACGGAAUUGAGCUUUGGAUGGGUGAGAUCUGCAACUAUGGGGUUUUUGGAGGGGCAUGUUUUGCUUCGGUUCGGUUCGAUUAUUGCUUGUUUUGCUUUUUUCUAGGAGUUUUUAGGGGUUCUGGGGGUUUUUGGAUAUUUGUUGUUUGUUUUUGUUGCUUGGUUCUUGCGCUUGUUACGGUUCAGCGGUGGGCUCGGGGUUUAUGCUUGCUGGGUCUGGUCAUUUUUGUCUUACUUUUCAUUUUUUGGUCUUCGUUCUCUAUGUACGUUUCGGGCGGGCUGGCUGGGGGAUUGCGAUGGUGGAUCUCAUGCAGUGGGGCGGACA